AUGCCUCGCCGCGCGGCAUCGCCGGCGCUGUCGGAGAAUGAAUUCGAUAUCACAAAUGCGUUGUUUCAAAAUGACAGCGACUCCGACAACGAGAAUUCUGUGAACGCUUCUAAGCGACAACUGAAGACGGCCCCGCCUCAGGAACUUGAUUUUCUUGGGAACAAUGGAGACGACGAUGAUGAUAGCGAUGAGGCCUUUAUCGCAGAGAGGCAGGCUUCUGCGAACCGGAAGGCAUCGAAUCUGAAGGGUCGCACUGUCAAGAAGGGUGGUGGUUUCCAGGCCAUGGGUCUCAACGCAAAUCUGCUGAAAGCGAUCACUCGGAAAGGUUUCUCUGUACCAACACCCAUUCAGCGUAAGACUAUCCCGGUGAUUAUGGAUGACCAGGAUGUGGUUGGCAUGGCCCGGACUGGAUCCGGAAAAACUGCUGCUUUCGUUAUUCCCAUGAUCGAGAAGCUGAAGGCCCACAGCACUAAGAUUGGGUCGCGAGGCUUGAUUAUGUCGCCGUCUCGUGAAUUGGCUUUACAAACAUUAAAGGUUGUUAAGGAGUUAAGUCGAGGAACGGAUCUGAAGUGUGUUCUUUUAGUCGGUGGUGACAGUUUGGAAGAACAGUUUGGAAUGAUGGCCGGAAACCCGGACAUUGUGAUUGCAACUCCCGGACGUUUUUUGCAUUUGAAAGUUGAGAUGGGCUUGGACCUAUCCAGUAUCCGCUAUGUAGUGUUUGAUGAAGCCGAUAGACUGUUUGAGAUGGGCUUUGCUGCUCAGCUGACGGAAAUUUUGCACGGCCUCCCUCCUACCCGCCAAACUCUCCUUUUUUCCGCAACUCUGCCAAAAUCGCUAGUGGAAUUUGCCCGUGCUGGUUUACAGGAACCAACUCUUAUUCGUCUGGAUGUUGAGAGCAAGAUAUCUCCCGAUCUUGAGAACGUCUUCUUCUCUGUCAAGUCUGCAGAUAAGGAAGGAGCACUACUUUACAUCCUCCAUGAGGUCAUCAAGAUGCCGGUUGGACCAACGGGCGUAGCACAGAAAUCAGCGGAUGAGAAUUAUUCUAAGAACCCGAAGAAGCGGAAGCGAGAUAUUGAAAGGUCCGUUAACACCAAGGAGUCUCCAACCAAACAUUCGACGAUUGUCUUUGCGGCGACAAAGCACCACGUCGAUUAUCUGUAUUCCCUUCUACGCGAAUCUGGAUUUGCAGUGUCUUACGCCUACGGUUCUUUGGACCAAACUGCUCGCAAGAUCCAGGUGCAGAAUUUCAGGACUGGUGCGUCCAAUAUUCUUGUGGUCACAGAUGUUGCGGCUAGAGGUAUCGAUAUUCCUAUUCUCGCUAAUGUUAUAAAUUACGACUUCCCAUCUCAGCCAAAGAUCUUUGUUCACCGUGUUGGUCGAACGGCUCGAGCCGGCCAGAAAGGUUGGAGUUACAGUCUCGUUCGAGAUGCGGAUGCCCCGUAUCUCCUGGAUCUACAGCUCUUCCUCGGAAGAAGGCUUGUGGUUGGCCGGGAUCACGACGAUCAGGUCAACUUUGCCGAAGAUGUGGUCGUUGGGAGCAUGCCUCGCGAUGGUCUCUCCCAACGCUGCGAGUGGGUGACUAGGGUUUUGGAUGAUGACGCAGACAUCGCCUCUCAACGCAUCAUUUCUAUCAAAGGAGAGAAACUUUAUAUGCGGACCAGGAAUGCGGCCUCUCUUGAGAGUGCAAAACGCGCAAAACAAGUUGUGUCCUCCGAGAGUUGGUCGCAUCUUCAUCCUCUCUUCAACGAUCCGGAAAGCAGUAUGGAAGUGGAACGCGAGAAAAUGCUUGCCGUCAUUGGAGGUUUUAGGCCACAAGAGACCAUUUUUGAGGUGAACAGCAGGCGCAGUGGUAAGAAUGAAAGCGAAGAAGCGAUCGAUACCAUUAAGCGCGUUCGUACCACACUCGAUUCGAAAAAGAAGAAACGUUGUCAGGCCGAUGGACAGUCAGAAUUUUUGGACGAAGCAAAUGCUAGUCAAGCUGGAGAGGACGUUGAACAGGGCGCAGACUCCGAUGAGGACGCUCCUGGAGGGAUGGCUGACAAUAUGUCCCUGGCGUCCGAGUCCGAUCUCGAAGUCAUGUUCUCGUCGUAUUCACAGUCCAGUAGCAAAGGGAAGAAAGAUACCAAGGCGUCCUACCAGAACCCCGAAUAUUUCAUGUCUUAUACACCUACCAAUACCAACUUAGCCGAAGACCGCGCUUAUGGUGUGCACACCGGCACCAAUGCCAACUUCGCGCAGGCAUCGCGCAGUGCUACCAUGGAUCUGCUAGGUGACGAGGGUGCCCGCGGAUUCGCGGAACCUCGCACUCAGGUGCGCUGGGACAAGCGACACAAGAAGUAUGUGUCACGGCAAAAUGACGAGGACGGAUCUAAGGGCACACGUCUGGUUCGUGGAGAGAGUGGAGCCAAAAUCGCAGCCAGUUUCCGGAGCGGAAGAUUCGACGCCUGGAAGAAAGGCAAACGGCUCGACCGGCUGCCUCGGGUGGGUGAGAUGGAGACCCCCGGUCUUGGAGCAGACCUCAAUUCGGCUAUGAGAGGGAGACGGUUCAAACACAAGAAGGAUCAGGCUCCUAAGGCGGCGGAUCCUCUACGUGCUGAUUACGACAAGAUGAAGAAGAAGGCCGAAGCCGCGAAGGAGCGACAAUUCUCUAAGGCUGGAGGAGCGGCGGCAGGUGGCAAGAGUGAAUUGAAGAACACAGAUGAUAUUCGCUUAGCCCGGAAAUUGAAACAGAAGCGAAGAGAGAAGAAUGCUCGGCCAUCUCGAAAGAGGUAG
This is a messenger RNA of Aspergillus tanneri, 2772 nucleotides long. It is a transcript of the gene DBP10, whose product is annotated as ATP-dependent RNA helicase DBP10. NCBI's taxonomy places the organism in Eukaryota, Fungi, Ascomycota, Eurotiomycetes, Eurotiales, Aspergillaceae. The transcript has a single exon. The record is from RefSeq and is a predicted model, not a curated record. Gene Ontology annotation, cellular component: nucleus. The coding region runs from base 1 to 2772 and encodes 923 amino acids. Gene Ontology annotation, molecular function: ATP binding; RNA helicase activity; RNA binding.